Molecule: messenger RNA, 1147 nt
Organism: Lindgomyces ingoldianus
Lineage: Eukaryota; Fungi; Ascomycota; Dothideomycetes; Pleosporales; Lindgomycetaceae
Product: Aldo/keto reductase
Exons: 5
Coding region: 35-1147 (370 amino acids)
Source: RefSeq, a predicted model, not a curated record
AUUUGAAUUGCCCCCUCCCUCUCCUGCAGCGGAAAUGAAUCGACUGUUAGCAGCAAACUUCUCUAGAGUUCCGGAAGCCUUGAAGAAAUCAAUUCAGGCGACGAAAGCAGAGCUGCGCCCAUUGGGCAAAAGUGGAUUAAGAGUGUCCAACCCGAUCUUUGGGGGUUUGCAAAUUGGCAACUCACAAUGGUUACCAUGGGUGCUUAAUGAAGACAAGGCGCUCCCACUAUUAAAGUACGCAUACGACAGUGGGAUCAAUACAUGGGAUACUGCAAACGUCUACUCGAAUGGACAGUCUGAAGAGCUUAUGGGAAAGGCAAUGCAAACUUACAGCAUUCCCCGUCGCAAACUCGUUAUUAUGACCAAGUGCUACCGCGUGACAUGCGAUCAGGAAUACUUUGACGUUGGCUCUAAAGUGGCUAUGCACGGAGAUCUUGCUGAUCAAAGUAAAGACUACACAAACCAGUGGGGACUUUCAAGGGGAGCCAUAUUCAAUGCAGUGGAGGCCUCACUGGAAAGAUUGAAAACGACUUACAUAGAUCUAUUGCAAAUCCAUCGUUACGACCCGACUGUCCCGCCUGAGGAAACGAUGGGGGCGCUCCACGACUUAGUGAAGUCCGGAAAAGUCCGCUAUCUAGGCGCCAGCUCCAUGUGGGCAUAUCAAUUCGCAUUCUUACAACAUACAGCAGAAAAGCAUGGUUUCACGAAGUUCGUCGCCAUGCAAAAUCAUUACAAUUUGUUGUACCGCGAAGAGGAGCGCGAAAUGAAUCGACUUUGCAACCAAACUGGAGUUGGGCUAAUUCCAUGGGCCCCGUUGGCUGGCGGCCAACUUGCGCGUGCGCCAGAUCAAAACGGAAAAUCAUUGCGUUCGUCUGUCAACAAGAACGGAGCGUUCUACUACAACGAUAGCUCGGAUUCAGACGAGAUAGUACGCCGAGUAUGUGAAGUUGCAACGCGGCGUAGUUGGCCCAUGAGCCAUGUCGCCUUAGCGUGGUUGAAUCGCCGUACAACGGCCCCCAUAAUAGGUUUUAGUAGUUUCCAACGAAUCGAUGAUGCAUUAGCAGCGAGAGGCAAGUUGCUGACAAAGGAAGAGGAGGCUUAUUUAGAGGAGGCAUAUAGACCACAAGAAAUUUUAGGGCAUAUUUAA